Schizosaccharomyces cryophilus OY26 is the source of this 2896-nucleotide messenger RNA. Its product is annotated as mRNP complex. The record is from RefSeq and is a predicted model, not a curated record. Gene Ontology annotation, biological process: intracellular mRNA localization. Lineage: Eukaryota; Fungi; Ascomycota; Schizosaccharomycetes; Schizosaccharomycetales; Schizosaccharomycetaceae. The transcript is spliced from 3 exons. Gene Ontology annotation, molecular function: mRNA binding. The coding region runs from base 44 to 1411 and encodes 455 amino acids. Gene Ontology annotation, cellular component: nuclear outer membrane-endoplasmic reticulum membrane network; endoplasmic reticulum; ribonucleoprotein complex.
CCACCAUCCAUCAACGGUGCGAAGGAGAGUAAAAUUCUGAAUAAUGUCGUCUAAUAAGCCUGUUCGUCCCGAUGAAACUGCUCAUAAAAAUGCAUUAAAUGAAUUAGAUGCUAAAAUUAAUGAAGUUAAGAAGCAAUUUUCUGAACACAAGGAAAAGCUUGGAACAAUUCGCGGUGGUGGUUCCUUGCAAGAGAAGAAUGCAGAGCUUCGUACUGAAUUGGAUAAAAUUCGCAACGCCCAGUCAUCCAUUCGUACUUCUAAGCAAGCCCUUAUUAACAAGGUGAAAGCUCAAGAUGAGGCCUUAAAGAAGAAGAUUAACGAUCUUAAUGCCUUGAGAAAAACUGUUCCAUAUAAGUCGGAGGCUGAUCUCGAUCGUCACGUUCGUCAACUUCAAGCCGCCGUUGACUCUGGAACUUUGAAGAUUGUUGACGAAAAGAAGUACUUGAGGGAAAUUACUCAGUGCAACCGUACCAGAAGAAGCUUUACUGAACUGAACACGCUUCAAUCUGCCGUCGAUACCAUGAAGAGUGAACUUAAUGAGCUUCGCAAUCAACUUAAUGAUCCCGAAUCCAAGAAACUCAGUGAAAAUUUUGUUCAAAUUCGCUCUCAAUUGGAUGAAGUUCGUCAAAAGCAAGACAGUUACUAUAAGGAUCAGCGCAAGAUCUUCAGUGAACGUGAUGCCCAAAAAGCUGUUUUGGACGAAUUAUACAAUCAACGUAGAGGACUUCAAAGAGAAUAUGAUACCCAAUUGCGCGCUUUUCGUACUUAUGAGCGUGAACAACGCGCUAAGCGCCAAGAACAAAUCCGUUUAGAGCGUGAGGCUCGUGAUAAGGAGAAGAAGCAAGCCGUAGCCCAACGAAAGUUGGAAGAGGCUAGCAUUCCUGCCUUCACCGAGGAAAUUCUUGCUUGUGAAAAUUUGCUCAAGAUGUUUCAUGUUUCUAUCGGUUCCUCCCAAGCCUCUGAAAUUGAUAGCGUAAAGCAAUCUCCCGCCAACAAUAUGCGCCCCCGCAGUCUUGCCCCUCGUCAUGUCGACCCUAUUCCAGAAGGUACUGUUUUGAAGAAGGACAACUCUGAUGAUGAUGCAAUCUUCUCCGGCCUCAAGAAGUCCAAGCCCAAGAAAUCCAAUAAAAACAAUCACAACAACCAAGCAGACUCUGAUAGACUCAACCUUUCAUUGGGUACUAUUAAGGAGUUCGACUUCGUUGGUGUUGAAGCUCCUUUGACUAAGACUCAGGUUGAGCCUGCCAUAGAGCAGCUUAAGGAACGUAUUGGUGAAUUAAAAGGAAAGCAAGAUUCUGCUACUAAGGAACGUAUUGAGAAGGCUAAGAAGGAGCUUGAAAAAAUUGAAAUUAGCUUCACUCGCAAAGCCGAGACUGAAGCUACUCCUGUAAUUGAACAAGAAGCUGCUUAGUUGACUGAUUCAUACAGAGAUAUCUAAGAAUACCUCCUAUAUUACUAUCAUUUUGAUUUACCUAUAAAUUCUAGAAAAGCGAAUAAAUAAUUUUGGCACAAAUGCAUUAGCUACAUUUGCUCAUAUGAAUAAAGCAUUCUUUCUUCUCUAUAAUAUCCGUACUAACUACUUUUCUUCCAUAUCUAAUAUUUUCUCCAAUUAAACUCAAGCAGUUUUCUCAGUAGAUACAUUUUGGUCUCCUUCAUAUUUAGGUCCUUCGAUCUGCAACUUUAAAGUCCUGGAUAAAAACAGUUAGUUAUCAGUUUACUUAAUAUACCAAAACAAACCUUUUCUCAGCAUUCGAUAUCAUGACGUUGCACAUGCGAACGCUUCUCCACAAUGGAAUAUAAACGUCUUUUUUAAUAAUGCUAUUUUCUCUUUUUAGAUCAACGUGAAGAAGGGUAUUACCUAAAGGAAGAGUUUCAAAAUGCUUCCUGAAAAUACUGUCCUCUGGGAAAUAAUCAACUGUGACAGCUUCAUGGUCUAAGAAAAUCAACAAGUCCGAUAGAUCAGUAGAUAAAACACAGUCUUUGUUGAUACAAUGACUUGCAAGUCUUGAUCCGUCGCUUUGUACACGGAAAACACAGACAUCAGUAUCUUUGGCAACUUCCUUGGAUAAACUUCCGAAAUCUUGCCUUACAAAGAUCUUUAGACCUCCAUGCACAAACUUCACUCGGUUUCGAUUACAUUCUAUAAUAUUUUUGAAUAAACUGUUAGAGACGUAUACCGCGCGAGAUAUUGUUCCUUCUAAAUUUCGAACAAAAAAUAAGUCCUUUUUCAAAAAGCUUUCAUUCAUCUUGAAUGACUUAUAGAUUUUAUCGAGCAUCUCAUCAUUGUCUUUAAUAUAAACAAAAGGAUCCAGCUCAUGGUAUCUGUUUCCUGCCUUCAAAGCUCGAUUUUCUGCAGAUAAUAAUCGUUUUUCAAAUUUUGAAGAUUUUUGUUUCUUCAAAAUAGGCUGCUCAAUUUCUGCUUUUUUACCUGCUUCAUCCGAAACUUCUUGUUCUGGAAUGUCUUUCUCCAACGACACUUCUGAGUCGUCACAUUUUUCUAACACUGCUACGAAAAAGCCGCCGGUAUUCUGAUGAUGAGGGUACACUCUCAUGCAUCUUUCAAUUCCCAUUUGUUCGAGCUCUUCCUCGGGUAAUGGCCAAAGUGAUUUGGCCAUUUUUCCAUUGAGGUCUUUAGGAAGCGAUUCAAAUGAAGGAUAUGUGUUCAAAUCGCUAUCACAGACAGUCCAACUUUUCACACCAGGGCUUCUUUUUAAUUCCUGUACUUCAUCUUUUACAUCUACUAAUCUAGUCGAACCUUUACUUGAUUUCAAAGCAGCAGCAACCACAGCUUCAUUUUCAAUCGGGUUCAUAGAACAAGUAGAAUACACAAGACGACCACCAUUAGCGAGUAAAUCGAUGCCACGUUUUAGAAUCUUUAUUUGCGUAGAAUGUAGAC